Molecule: messenger RNA, 2428 nt
Organism: Xenopus laevis (African clawed frog)
Lineage: Eukaryota; Metazoa; Chordata; Amphibia; Anura; Pipidae
Product: amine sulfotransferase
Exons: 7
Coding region: 511-1485 (324 amino acids)
Source: RefSeq, a predicted model, not a curated record
UGCCGUCUGCUUUUUGGAUUUUUAAUUGAUAUUAGACUUAUAUUAUUGCACUCUGUAUACUGGCCAUUUACCCGUCAAGGAAUAGGUUGUUCUCAAACUGUUAUCAUAUUUUUAUCAUCAGGGGGGAGGGGUGGAGUUCAAAUCCCCCACCCCUAUACUCCCCGCAAUGUUUUAUGCCAUUAUUGGAUAAUCCAAUUGGGAAAUAGGCUGAAGAGGCGAAAUAUGCCCCCCUGUCCAUGCCUUGUCUAUUUAUCCAAUGGUAUGUCCCAGUAUGCCAAUUUUUUAUACGGAUUUCAGUCUAAAGGAAAGGACUUUAUUUGUCUUAGAGGAUCCACUGAAACAAACUAGAGAGCAUAAGAACAUUUGUUUUGUGUUUUCCAAUGUAUCAAGACUUUCCUGAUCAGAAUUGUUUUCUUGGCUGAUAAGCACCCAGGACCAGGAAGCAAGGGAUGUGGAAAACUUAGAGCACUUGGAGUUGCAAGAAUGCUGCUUUAAGUCCCAUGUUUUUUUAUGCCUGAAUGCUUCAUUGAUGUUGUCUUUUUUAACAGGGACAUCUUGGGUACAGCAAACUGUUCUCAAACUAUAACCAUGUCAAAGACUACUCCUGUGCCAGAUAAUCCAUAUGACUUCCAAUUUAAAGGAUGUUGUUUCCCAAAAAGGGUAGUCACACCAGAAUACCUUGAAUCACUUAAAGACUUUUACAUUCGGGACACUGAUGUUUUCUUAGUGACAUAUCCAAAGUCAGGGACAUCUUGGGUACAGCAAAUACUCUGUUUACUGUAUUAUGAAGGACACCGGACUGGCACAGAAAGCAUUAAAACUGGUGAAAGAAUGCCAUGGAUUGAAUUUAAUUUUAGGAAUAUUGAUUUUGAUUCUCGCUCAUCACCACGUCUUUUUACAUCGCAUUUACCUUAUCAUCUUGUUCCACAGGACUUGAAAAACAAGAAAGCCAAAGUAAUAUACGUGAUCAGGAAUCCAAAGGAUGUUAUGAAUUCUUAUUAUCAUUUUGAAGAUAUACUUGAAAUUGAAGUUCAGAAAUCCACAAACUUUGAGAAAUUUAUGGAGAAAUUUUUGGCUGGAAAUGUAAGCCCUUGUACUUGGUUUGAUCAUGUUCGAGGAUGGUACACACACAGUGAUGAUUUGAAUAUUCUCUUUGUUAAGUAUGAAGAUAUGAUCAUGGAUCUACACUCUGCAGUUAUCCAGAUCAGCACAUUUUUAGGGAAAGAGUUAGACGACGGGUUGCUGGAUACUGUAGUAAGGUGUGCAACAUUCAAACAUAUGAAAACUGAUUCACGGGCAAACAAAGAUGAUGUGCCAGGUAUACUUCUUAAGGGAAAAGGAGACUUCAUGCGUAAAGGUGUAAUUGGAGACUGGAAAAACAUAAUGACUGUGGCCCAGAGCGAAAAAUUUGAUGAAAUAUAUCAAGAAAAAAUGAUGGACCUGCCAGUAAACUUAACUUGGGACAUGCAAAAAGAACUAGAAUAAAGGAGUGUCUUGAAAAUUGCCAAACAAAGCUACAGCAGAAAUAGGAUCUUGUUAAAUAUGCUAUCUAAAUACAUCUGACAUGCUAUAAACCGGUUCUCUACUCUAAGAAAAAAAUCCAUGAUGGCUUCCUCACCACUUUUCUCACCCGACUGGUGAGAAGGGCCUGUUGGUGACUCUCCCUCCCUCUACAAAAAAAUGACAGGAACAAUAAAAAUACAAGAACAGUUAGCCUUCCAAGAUAGGAACAGACUCGUGUGAAAAAUAAAUGUGUUGCUUCCAUUAAAUUUAUACAAAUUGGUUUUGCAAACAAAUUAUUAAUAAUAAGUAAUCAGAUUUGAAGUUUCAUAUUGUGUUAUCCCUAUAAUCUCCUAUAAUGCAUUUCCCUGAUCUAUACCAUUUUUUUCUGAUCCCUGAAAAAUGAAAAAUCUGGGUUCUACUGUAAUCUUAACUUAAUGAGCAAAAGGAGUUAUGUUUUUAUAGCUUUGGCAUAGUUUUAGCAUAGUGGAUUUGCAAAAGGCAAAGUUCUCCCAACAACUUUGAAGACAUUGUUAGGAUUUACAAUAGUUUCAUUUCUGUUGUAUUUAUGCUCAGAGAGCAAUAUGUUAAAUCUGCCCAUAGAUGUCAGGCUAUGCCAGCAUAACUACGAAAUCUACACUAAUUUUUGUAACUUAAACCAAUUAUUUUCAAAUACACUUAAAUGUGAAUACACUGAACAUGUUAUUUUGGCAUAUUUAUAAGGAUGCCACCUGACCAUAAAAAUGAUUCUUAAUGAUACAGUUAUAAAAACAUAGGAGGCUAUUUAUUCCAAAAAAAGAUGAGUGUAAACAUUUUAUUGCAGAAAUGUCAAUCAAUGUAAAAUCAUUGUAAAUGUUUCUGUAAAAAACAUGGCAUAUUUAGAAAGAUUUGGUAAUUUUCUAUAGCAUGAAUUAAAGCCAUGCUUUCA